AUGGACAGUCUAGCUUUUGAUAUUGCGAAAAAACUUGAAAUAAAGCCCGCACGAUACCCGUUAAGAAAAACAUCUCUCAAAUCCUUAUUCAUCAGUGAAAAUAGAACAGAGUUUAAUGCUAAUCUAUGGAUGGAUCAGGUGCCUAGAAGAAUUAUACUGGGAAUGGUUGAUAAUAAAGAUUUUGUAGGACGGCAAAGAACAACACCUUUUUAUUUUCAACAUUUUAAUUUGAGAGAUAUUUCCAUAACUGCCGGGGGAGUAACUUUUCCAGCAGCCCCUUAUUCCCUUGAUUUUCCGAAAGGAAACUAUGCUAGAAUUUAUCAUGACAUGCAAGAAGCAAUUGGGUACGCGGGAUCACUAGAAAGUAAUGGUAUAUCAAUGUUUCGGUAUGCAAAUGCAGGAUAUUGCUUCUUCGUAUUUAACCUCACAAAUGGUCAGGAAGAUAAUGGACCGGAGAUGUUUGAUUUAAUAAAGAAUGGUACAACAAGUAUAAGGAUGACCUUCAACGAACCGGUUCCAAGUGGUGGGAUUGUGCUAGUAGCUAUGGGUGAAAUCGAUUCGCUGCUAAUGUUAGAUAGGAACAGAACUAUUUCCACAGAUAUUUCAGUAUAA
Molecule: messenger RNA, 612 nt
Organism: Meloidogyne enterolobii
Lineage: Eukaryota; Metazoa; Nematoda; Chromadorea; Rhabditida; Meloidogynidae
Source: the annotation of a GenBank genome assembly